GUCAACGCGUGAAGACGACGUGCGGUCCUUGAAGAGUUUUCCUUGCUCGGAGCCGCUUUUUCCUACGCAGGAUUGUGUUGUGCAACGGUUUUUUUUUGCCCUUAUUCAUCCCGAUGUUUUCGGGAGGUUAAAGAAUGUAAAUGAUCACAAAUGACCAGCCGUAUUGUGGAAAAGUGAAGCUGGUGACAACCGUUGUGUGAAACCUAUUUGGGGGUGGUCACAGUCGAGAGUGGUGGGAGGGAUAACAACAUCCGCCCUCGCUAGGCCUGCUGCCUUUGAAUUCAUUGGAUGGUAAUCGGUGGUGUCUUUUGUGGAGCAUAGUUCUCGUAGUUAUGUGGAUAUAUGGCGCCUUUGGAAGAAGCAUCGCGUGAUACUACAUAUUUCGGAAUGGGAGUGAGAUAGUAGAAGGAUGGAAAGUGGCUCGUUAUUUUUUGAAAAAUGUCAACAGGGGAGAGAUUCUACAUAAGUUACUCCUAAUUUGAGGAUAAGAAGAAGAAAUUUGAUAGAUUUCUACAUGACAGCGUCUCGUAUCUGGAAAGGAUUGUGAGGAUAACCUUUGGGGUGUUCUGAUUCGAAUUCAGAUUAGAUUGAUAUUUUUUCGGGAUUAUUAUUCUCUGUUCGGAAGAAAUACCCUUUCGAGAGUGAAAAGUUCAAUCAAAUGAUAGUGAUGUAUCGAAGGUGGCAGCUUCCACCAAAAAUUGGAUAACACGAUAUAACGUGACUGGGGAAUUUUUGAAUUGGCCAUGUUAUUUACGAACAUAUUCUGAGAAACCAAGGAAGACAACAUUAACAUUGUGCCGAUAAUUAAUUUAGUCAAUUCAAGCGUAUCAACACGAACCCGAACGGUGGGAGAUCAUACGUUAACGAUUCUUGGAAAGGAUUGAUUCCUCCAAAGCAUCGAGCCGAAAUUGAACAUGCUUAGUAACGUAAUGGAUUAACUCGGCUUCCCCCGCAGGACCUUCCAGCUGAUUUCGUAAUAAUGUUUGCAAAAAAAAACAGUGUGCGUGUGGCAAAUGAACUUAAUUUUCUCACGCUACUAGCUCACGUUACAUCACGAAACCAGUGCUGUGAUAGGCGUACAUAAUUGGAUUUACGAUGCUGUGAAUCGGCGAUCGGCGACCAUAACAUAAUGCCACACUAGGCAGCAUCCCGAUACGCACACAGACGAGCGAAUACACGGACAUAAAUUAUCCCAGCAGGAACAAUACACACAAAAGUUAUGUAAAUAUAAAUCAUUGAAUUAACGCUUACACACGGCGUCAUAGAACAGAAGUCUCAACGGCAGACACAGAGUGAACAAACAGGCGAGAAUCCCAAAGGGGGUGGGGAGAGAUUCACAGUGGAAAGUACAACACGCAAACAAAUCCUUUUGGUGGAUGCUGUAAAAGCGAGGAAAAAGUUUCGGUGCUUUUUCGGUCAAAAAUCCUUGGCAACCGUCACGGCUGCUGGGAUUUGUCUUCUGAAAACACGAUUAACUGAGCGUUUACGCGCUUCCAAGUGUAAGAAUGGAUGGCAGAAAUCGACGGCGACAACUUGGCGGCCCCUGCUAUUGUCUCCGGCCACUUAUUCGGAUCUGGGGAAUUAUCACAGCGAUUGUAGUGAGCGGUGUUGGAGUAGACAUAAUGUUUCACGGUUACGAUGCCGGUAUUUAUAUCAUAGUUGCAUCGGCGGUUAUAUUCAUUCUAGAAAUCAAGUGGCUUUUCUCACUAUUCAUAAACCUGCUAUGUACAAGAAACGAUUACUCAACGGGAUGUCACAAAUGCUGUAACGUUUGCCGAUUUUGUGGAAGCUGGCGACUCUCGCUUCCGUACGUGGCCUUAGGCAUCGCUCUCAUUAUUUGGCCCCACCGGUUGUGGCUCAGCCAUGUAGCAGGCGGACUAUUGAUCGGCCUGGCAGUACUGCGACUACUCACUCUGUGCCAGUUCCGACAGAAUCGGAAGGAUGAGGAGCUUCUUUAUCACUUCGAUGAACCGGUGGAUAAAUACGACAAUCUAACCGACGUUUUGGUGGAUGAUUCGAUGCCAAAACCAGGCCGAAGCCUUGAAGGAGAUAAUGAUGAUGAUGAUGAUGACGACGACGACAAUGCCAUUAUCAAUGGAACCAUUUGACAGGAACAAACACAGCGUCAGAUACCACUGGCCCAGAGUAGAAGAUUGACGCGGAAAAAUAUGAACCAAAGCUACGAGAAACUGGACGGGGAUUGCAAUUGUGAUGUUAUCAAAUAGGAGCAGGGAACCAAAAAAGCUCCCCGAAGAAGCUAGCUAGUAAUUAUACCUGAUAGUGGAAUGAAAUUUGCCAAACAAAUUGUGUAAAUAUGAGAUGUUAAUGAGAACACAUUUGGCAGUUAGUUAUAUGUUUCGGCUUAUUUCGUUGGUCAAAGACAGUAAACGGAGAAGAGCCAUUCGAAGUUUUCCUAGAAUAAUAUUUAUUUAUAAGUUCCCGUUAAACAUUGGUAAACACUUUUGGUUCAUCAUUUUUAGUUUAUAAUUGUUGGGAUACAUACGUGCUUACAAAUCUUCAGCGAAGUACAGGAUGAUACCGUCGAUAAUAAAUCGAUUUUUU
Messenger RNA from Toxorhynchites rutilus septentrionalis, 2562 nucleotides. RefSeq lists its product as uncharacterized. Lineage: Eukaryota; Metazoa; Arthropoda; Insecta; Diptera; Culicidae. The record is from RefSeq and is a predicted model, not a curated record. Bases 1506 to 2108 code for a protein of 200 amino acids. The transcript is spliced from 6 exons.